GAACUUGAAGAAAACAGGGAUGCUGAUUUGGACUAUAUCCUCUCUAUUCUUCCCUCCGAACUUCAUAGACAAAUUCCAUAUUCUAAGCACAGACACGAGAUGAAAGGUCGAGAGACAGAAUUGUGGUUAUCUAAAAAUGGCAUCCCCAAAAAGUUGAUUAAUGAUAUAAAGCCGCAGAUCAUGGACAAGGUACAACAAGAACUUGAAGGAAACAGGGACGCUGAUAUGGACAAGAUCUUCUCUAGUCUUCCCUUGGAUCUUCAGAGCCGAAUUACAAAGUAUAUGCCUAUGGCUAGGUUGAAGCAGGUGCCCGCUUUGAAAAAAAUGGAUGAACGUGUGUUGAGAAGAAUUUCUCAGCGUCUUAAGCCCAGGGAGUUUGAUGACGAUUCUAUCAUUAUUGAAAAGGGUGAACCACUUAAAAUGAUGGUAUUCAUUGUGGACGGACUUGUAUCCAUUGAAAAGAGAGAUGGUUCUUCUUCUUCUAAUGAUAAUUUGCAGCAACCAACUCGAGGUGCAGGAGAAGUAUGUGGAGAAGAACUUCUACGUUGGCCAUUGUCGUCGAUCCUAUUUUGGGCCGGCGAAUCUCCCUUGGCAACCGAGUCUGCUAAGGCAAUAGGUCAUGUUGAAGCCCUUGUUGUCACGGCUUUCGACUUGAAUAGAGUGCUGAUCGAUAGGGACUAUUUCGUUGGGAUGAUGCGUAGAACAUUUAGUGCAAAAGAACUUGAGAAGGCAACAGACAACUACCAUGAAAGUAGAAUCAUUCGUAAGGACGAGGAUGCAACCUUUUACAAAGGGGUAGUGCCCAUGCCAGAUGAUGAUAAAACAGUGGUUGCGGUAAAGAAGUACGAAACUAAUAAAACAUAUGCAGUUAUUGAGGCGGCUGUUGCUUCUCAGACCAACCACAUAAAUGUGGUGAGGUUCUUAGGUGGUUGUGUGGUGGAAGAAGAAAAAGAAUCCGCACUGGUUUUUGAGUACAUUCCCAAUGGCACCCUUUUUGAGCACAUUCAUAAAGAAGAAGCAGCAGGCAGCUUUGAAGGAUCAUCAUCGUCACCAACUGCUCUACUUUCAUUGGAGUCACGACUCAAGAUAGCGUCAGAAACAGCUGGAGCACUAGCUUACUUACACUCACUCACUCCGCCAAUAAUACACCUGUUUUUGUCGACAAAACAUGUACUAUUGGAUGAUCAUUACACCGCAAAGCUGUCUGCCAUUGGACAGUGGCAAGCAGCCUUUCACACAUCAGAUUUAUUAAAGGAAGGAUACACGGACCCUCAUUUUCGAAGAGACGGACUAGCAGAAAAGAGUGACGUCUAUAGCUUUGGAGUUGUCCUAGCGGAGCUACUAACAAGUCAAAAGCCAGCUUCUCCUAACAACAGAGGGGAAGAGCCACCCCUGGCAACCUGUCUUCUAUCCUCAAUGAAAGAGGAUCGCUUGAAUCAAAUUUUGGAUGGUGAAAUAAUAGUCAAUGAAGCAACUUCUAAGACGGCCAAAAAGGUCGCGGAUUUGGCAAAAAGAUGUUUAAGGUCAAAAAGGGAGGAAAGGCCUUCCAUGGAGCAAGUAGCCGUGGAGCUUGAGGGAUUGCGCAAGUUUAUGGCAGAGCAUGAAAGGGGACAACCCAGUUUCUCAAUCAGGCCAAACUCUAAUUAGUGUUGUUUGCAGAUGCUUUAUUAAUCUAAUUAGUGAAUAAUUCUCUGUUAAUCUUGUCCUCUUGACUCUAAGCAUUAUAUUAAUCAACUCACCACUAGUGUCUUUUACGCGUUGGUGAAGAAGUUGACAACGCUGGAUCCGAAUCAUAAAUUACCUAUUGCCCGGGCCCCCACAGAAUUCCAAAUUGCUGUCUGCGGCUGCGGCUGUGACCGUUUUCUUCAGCAGGGCUUCUAUGCCUCCUAUCCCCAUUCUUGUCCCCUUCAACAUCGUCAAUAGGAAUCCUACUGUAAUCAGAUCUGCGAUCCUGUGGGGAGGGUCUUCUGCUUUUUCCCCGCUAUCCGCUGAUCUGGAUCGACUGCACAUUAAAAAAGCAAAAUGAAUAAUUGAGUUUAAACAGAAACUAAA
Messenger RNA from Prunus avium (sweet cherry), 2052 nucleotides. The record is from RefSeq and is a predicted model, not a curated record. NCBI's taxonomy places the organism in Eukaryota, Viridiplantae, Streptophyta, Magnoliopsida, Rosales, Rosaceae.